This is a messenger RNA of Rattus norvegicus (Norway rat), 3776 nucleotides long. RefSeq names its product E4F transcription factor 1 (gene E4f1). Gene Ontology annotation, molecular function: DNA-binding transcription activator activity, RNA polymerase II-specific; RNA polymerase II-specific DNA-binding transcription factor binding; DNA-binding transcription repressor activity, RNA polymerase II-specific. NCBI's taxonomy places the organism in Eukaryota, Metazoa, Chordata, Mammalia, Rodentia, Muridae. Gene Ontology annotation, biological process: negative regulation of transcription by RNA polymerase II; regulation of cell cycle process; positive regulation of transcription by RNA polymerase II. Gene Ontology annotation, cellular component: spindle; cytoplasm; nucleoplasm. The record is from RefSeq and is a predicted model, not a curated record.
AGCGGCAACCGACGCGGGCAGGCGCGCGGAGGCGGUCAGCCAUUGGCUGUCUGGUCCAGCUACACCAGCAAUUGGCUGGCAGAGCGCCAACCGGCAAGGGUAAAGCAUACGCCGCGGAAAAGCUGCGGGGCGCGAAUGGCACGGGACGUAAGGCGGCUGAUCGUGGAUGGCCGCGGGACAGCUCGCUCAUUGGAAACUGGUAGUCAGCCUAGGUGACGGAGACUCCAGGCUGGCUUUGAACUCCUUGUUUAGCUAAGGAUGAUCUUGAACUUCUGAUCCUCUUACCUCCACUUCCCCCAAAUGCGGGAAUUAUGGACCUGAGAUACUCUGCACAUUCUUAUUUUUAUUUUAUUUUAUUCAUUUUGUGCUUGGUAGGUGAGCUGUCUCCCAAACCGAGCUACAGUCAGUACAGGUUUUGAUGAUGAAAGUGUUCUAGAACUAAGUCAGGCAUAUUCCCAGCACUGAGUUACUGGCCACUGGGAGUAAAAAGCCACAAAGCCAGACCCUGUCUCAGCCAACAAACCGAUUAAUUAACCAACUUUGGAACUAAAUUUUGUUGAUGAGCACUCAACACUGUCAGUGUACUAAAUGUCGCAAGUGGCCAUUUUUAUGUAUACUUUUCAAAACUAUAUGAAGAGUAAAAGUCUUCGGAAAGGGGCACUAUCUCCAACUGGAGUUUUUUUCUCACGCCCAGGGAAUUCUGACAUUGCAACCCUGAUCUGAGUCCAGGAUGCUAUAAUGGGUGGUGUCACUAAAGAGUUCAGAUUCUCUGGGCGGUUAAGAACACAAUGGCUGUUAUUUCAGCGUAUCUAGGUUCAAUUCCCAACACCUACAUGUAACUUCAUCUGCAAUUCCAGUUCCAGAUACCCAUAAGAGGGUUCCGCGGUCGCCAGGAUGCACGUGGUGCACAGACAUGUAUGCAGACAAAAUAUCCAUACACAUUAAAAACAAACAAACAAACAAACAAGAACGAGUGAGAGUUCAGAUUGUUUACUCCACCGACAGUUCACCCUCAGCCAUGUUCCGGCACGCCCACUUCCGCCCUGAAGUCCCGCGCUGGAGGCUCAAAGAGCUAAGCUCCACCUCUACUGACGCGCUAGACCACAACCCGUAGCCCUGCCCCUUUACCUGUCCAUCAAACUCGUUCUUGUCCCGCCCCCUGCCUGUAGGACACGCAGCCCUCGGUGCGGCCCGUUGUUAUGACGACAUGGUCGUAAAUCCGCCAUCUUCCUGUGGCGCGUUGCGACAUGGAGGGCGCGAUGGCAGUGCGGGUGACGGCCGCUCAUACGGCAGAAGCCCGGGCCGAAGCCGGGCAUGAAGCGGGCGAGGGCGGGGUUGCAGCGGCGGCGGCCUUGUCCAACGGCGGCUUUCUUGGGCUCCCAGCGCCCUUCAGCGAGGAAGAUGAGGAUGACGUACACAGAUGUGGACGCUGCCAAGUGGAAUUCACUGCCUUGGAGGACUUUGUCCAGCACAAGAUUCAGAAGACCUGCCAUCGGGCCCCACAAGAGGCCCUGCCCACCACCUCUGCUGCCACUUCGUUGCUGGGCCAGGAGGUGGUGCCAACAGCAGCAGAGGAAGGUCCAGAGGAACCCAUCACUGUGGCCCACAUCGUGGUGGAGGCCACCUCUCUGGCAGAAGACAUGAGCCAUGCUCCUGACCUUGUUGGAAGUGGGCACAUCAAAGAGGUCAUUGUGGCUGCUGAGGCAGAGCCAGGGGAUGGCGAGAUGGCAGAGGCUCCAGGCAGUCCUAACCAUCAGGAACUUGGGCUUAUUGGGGAGGGCGAGCAGGCCCAAGUCAAGCUGCUGGUGAACAAGGAAGGCCGCUACGUGUGCAUGCUAUGUCACAAGACCUUCAAAACGGGCAGCAUCCUCAAGGCUCACAUGGUAACACACAGCAGCCGCAAGGACCACGAGUGCAAGCUCUGUGGGGCCUCCUUUCGGACCAAGGGCUCUCUGAUCCGGCACCACCGACGGCACACUGAUGAGCGUCCCUACAAAUGUGCCAAGUGUGGGAAGAGUUUCCGAGAGUCAGGCGCACUGACUCGGCACCUCAAAUCUCUCACUCCAUGCACAGAAAAGAUCCGUUUCAGCAUAAGCAAGGACACAGCCGUGGGCAAAGAGGAAGUGCCUGCAGGGUCCAGUGCCUCCACUGUGGGGACAGUGACAUCGUCAGUGGCAGGAGAACCCAUGGAGACAUCACCUGUGAUUCACCUGGUGACAGAUGCCAAGGGCACUGUCAUCCAUGAAGUCCAUGUCCAGAUGCAGGAGCUUCCCCUGGGCAUGAAAGCCCUGACCCCAGAGUCGGCAGACUGUGAGGAGCUUCCCUGCUCCCGUGAGAACAGCCGGGAGAACCUGCUACAUCAGGCCAUGCAGAAUUCUGGCAUCGUCCUCGACAGGGUUGCUGGGGAGGAGAGUACCCUGCAGCCAGCCCCUCCUUCUGGGUCCAGUCCCCAGUCCCUGGGAGAUGGACCCUCAGAGCUGCCACUGCUGGAGGUGGAGCAGAUAGAGACACAGGUAGCCAGUGAGGCAGCCACUGUGCCCAGGACCCACCCGUGCUCUCAGUGCAGUGAGACUUUCCCAUCAGCGGCUACCUUGGAGGCCCACAAGAGAGGUCAUAUAGGGCCGAGGCCAUUCACCUGCACACAGUGUGGCAAGGCCUUCCCCAAAGCCUACCUGCUCAAGAAGCACCAGGAGGUGCAUGUGCACGAGCGCCGCUUCCGUUGUGGAGACUGUGGGAAGCUUUAUAAGACCAUUGCCCAUGUGCGGGGCCACCGGCGUGUCCACUCCGACGAGAGGCCUUUCCCUUGUCCCCAGUGUGGCAAGCGUUACAAGACCAAGAAUGCCCAGCAAGUGCACUUCCGGACACAUUUGGAAGAAAAGCCCCACGUGUGCCAGUUCUGCAGCCGAGGCUUCCGGGAGAAGGGCUCUCUAGUGCGGCAUGUGAGGCACCACACCGGCGAGAAACCUUUCAAGUGCUACAAAUGUGGCCGUGGCUUUGCAGAGCAUGGCACACUCAACCGGCACCUGCGCACUAAAGGGGGCUGCCUGCUCGAAGUGGAGGAGUUGCUGGUAUCCGAGGAGAGCCCCUCUGCGGCUGCUACUGUGCUUGCAGAAGACCCCCACACGGUGCUGGUGGAGUUCUCAUCUGUGGUGGCUGAUACCCAAGAGUACAUUAUUGAGGCUACUGCGGAUGACACAGAGACCAGUGAAGCCACUGAGAUCAUUGAGGGCACGCAGACAGAGGUGGAUAGUCACAUCAUGAAGGUGGUCCAGCAGAUCGUGCACCAGGCUGGCGCUGGGCACCAGAUCAUUGUGCAGAAUGUGACCAUGGACCAGGAGGCAGCACUGGGCUCAGAGGCAGCUGCCGCGGACACGAUCACCAUUGCCACUCCUGAGAGUCUUACUGAGCAGGUGGCCAUGACGCUGGCUUCAGCCAUCAGUGAGGGCACUGUGCUCACAGCCCGGGCAGGGCCAAACAGUACUGAACAGGCCACUGUGACAAUGGUGUCAUCAGAGGACAUCGAGAUCCUUGAGCACGGAGGGGAGCUGGUCAUUGCUUCACCAGAGGGCCAGCUUGAGGUGCAGACAGUCAUUGUAUAGUUUGAGGGAUUCUGCUGUGGAAGAGUGAGAACCCCGAGUGUCUGCCCACGCCCGUCUGGUCAGAAGACAUCCACGUUCAGGCAGCCAGAGGAGAGAGAGAGUGAACACGUACUCAGUUUUGUUGUUUUUUUGUUUUGUUUUGUUUUCUGCUUUACAAUAAAACUUAAAAAACCUGCA